AUGCCUCCUUUCAACGAAGAAUCUAAGACGGAUUUCGUCCUGAAACUCGGCACUUUUAGGGAAGUAGAAGUUUCUAAACUUGAACACCUUUUUUCGGAAAAUAAAUUUAAAAUGGGAAAAAAUAAUAAUGUUAUCAAUGCUUUAAGAAUUGAACAACAGUGUUGGGAAUCGCAAUCGAAUAUUUUCGGUGUACCGGAGAGAAAGUUGCCAGCUCUCUCUCUCUCCCCCUCUUCCUCUCGUGCUGUACUCGAUCUUCAAUUCGAUUGGGUUUCUGCGCUCGCAGCAUAA
This is a messenger RNA of Rodentolepis nana, 288 nucleotides long. The record is from the annotation of a GenBank genome assembly. Lineage: Eukaryota; Metazoa; Platyhelminthes; Cestoda; Cyclophyllidea; Hymenolepididae.